Molecule: messenger RNA, 1303 nt
Organism: Exophiala viscosa
Lineage: Eukaryota; Fungi; Ascomycota; Eurotiomycetes; Chaetothyriales; Herpotrichiellaceae
Product: orotidine-5'-phosphate decarboxylase
Exons: 2
Coding region: 411-1265 (284 amino acids)
Biological process (GO): 'de novo' pyrimidine nucleobase biosynthetic process; 'de novo' UMP biosynthetic process
Molecular function (GO): orotidine-5'-phosphate decarboxylase activity; orotate phosphoribosyltransferase activity
Source: RefSeq, a predicted model, not a curated record
AGAAUAUCUUAUCGCCAAUAGGCAUGUUUUGGUCAGGGGCCACCGGAUCCCUGAUAGUAAGAACUUGGGCUCUAGAAAUUAGGGACCAAUAGAGAUUAAUAGGGGACCAGUAAAAUCUUUCAGUGAUAAGCUGAUAAAGAGUGUCCCGAGCACUGAUUAGGGUAUCUCCCCUGAUUACAGGCUAGAUCUUACAGGCCGAUAAGCGGAUCGACCCUUAUCAGGAAUGGUUCAAUGGACUCGUUUACCUCUGUACAACGCAUCCUUUUCUGGUGCUCUCUUUGGAUUUUAGUAAGUCAAUUUGCAACCCUGGAGAGAUAUCAUGAGAUAUUCGAAGAUGCGGCCUCGCCCACGGAUUGAAUGUCUCUGUCAGAGACAGAACUCUUUGGUCUUCCUACCCACUGUCCAAUACAAUGGUGGACCGACACAGACUUUCGUUCCAUUCGCGGGCAAAUCUGCCUGGCACGUCGCCGCUCCAGGCACAACUGUGCUCCCUUAUUGAGAAGAAGCAAUCCACCCUAUGUCUCGCUGCCGAUGUUGACACAAGUGCCGAGCUUCUACAAGUAGCUGAAGAGCUCGGCGAUGUCAUUGUUAUCUUGAAAACUCAUGCCGACGCCGUCGAGGACUGGUCCAAGGAAACUGCUGAUGCUCUGCUGGAGAUCAGUAAGAGGAAGGAUUUCUUGAUCUUCGAAGAUCGCAAGUUUGCAGAUAUCGGAAGUACAGUGCAGAAGCAGUACAUUGCAGGGCCCUUCAAGAUUGCGACCUGGGCUCAUCUCACCACCGUCCACAUAUUUCCUGGCCCAGCAAUCGUUCGUGCCCUUGAGGAGGCAGCAAACAAACUCAGAAAUGCGGAAAUGGAAACGACAAACGGUCCGUCCAUGGAGCGAGGUAUCUUGCUGCUGGCGCAAAUGAGCUCCGAGGGAAGCCUGGUCACGGGUGAAUGCACCUCAUCGUGCAUUGAAGCAGCACGAAAACAUCCGGACUUUGUGACCGGACUCAUAGGCCAAUCCAACUUGAGAGGGCCGCAAGAUAACUUCCUGAUAAUGACUCCCGGUGUGCAACUCCCUCCGGACGGACAAACUGAUGAUAGCAAAAUGGGCGACGGCCUUGGGCAACAAUACCGGACCUCGAGGAAGGUUGUGUUGGAGGAAGGAUGUGAUAUAAUCAUUGUUGGCCGGGGGAUAUUGUCUGCCCAAGACAGAGUACAGCAAGCAGAGAAGUAUCGACUCUCAGCCUGGACGGCUUACCAAGAGAGGAUAGCUGAUUGAUCAUUCAAUUUGUCACGGCUAUCUGCGUGAAGAUGAAU